Molecule: messenger RNA, 558 nt
Organism: Colletotrichum orchidophilum
Lineage: Eukaryota; Fungi; Ascomycota; Sordariomycetes; Glomerellales; Glomerellaceae
Exons: 3
Coding region: 1-558 (185 amino acids)
Source: RefSeq, a predicted model, not a curated record
AUGACAGAUUGCGGUACUUUUCGUCAUUCAUCGGGGAGUGAACGCGAGUCGAACAGGUUCGGCUGUCACGCCGACCGCGCCGACGCUGAUGUCGAGGCCAGGGCCAAUACGCAGCGGAGGAAACUUCAAAACCGGAAGAACCAAAGAGCACACCUUAGACGCUGGCGCCUCGACGAGACCGACAAUGACGCCUCUCAGGACGUCUCUUCAUCAUCAAAAAACGAAUCAAAACUUGCCGCUGAACGCGCUUGCGUCAUUCGAGGGCCACUGCCCACUACCGCAGGCGAUGCCCAGAAGCCUCUGACCCCCCCGUCCUUCAUCUUCCCCCUUUCAACCAAUCACCUACUACAUCUUGUGCAGCACGAAGGGGAGUUUGACGACUGGGAGCUCUUACAAGACCUCAUCGGUGAGCUUAUGAGCAUGACACCAGCUCGAGAGCGACGGGGUACCCCGGUCGCCAUCACCGUCUCCAACCCUCAGCAUAAAUGGACCUCAUCACUCAUAACAGGACGUGACGAAGAUGAGAUCACUGCGAACCGCAAGGGGCUUAUUGUUUAG